Messenger RNA from Calliphora vicina (urban bluebottle blowfly), 476 nucleotides. It is a transcript of the gene Pdf, whose product is annotated as Pigment-dispersing factor. The transcript has 2 exons. Gene Ontology annotation, cellular component: extracellular region. Gene Ontology annotation, molecular function: hormone activity. Lineage: Eukaryota; Metazoa; Arthropoda; Insecta; Diptera; Calliphoridae. Gene Ontology annotation, biological process: response to light stimulus. The coding region runs from base 1 to 279 and encodes 92 amino acids. The record is from RefSeq and is a predicted model, not a curated record.
AUGGUAAAAUCACUUAUUUUUAUGAUGGCUUUAGUUUUGGCCGUAGUCCUUGUUACAGUUACAGGAUUGCCAACACCAGAUGAAGAGCGCUAUUUUGACAAAGAGUUUAAUCGUGACUUGAUCAAUUGGCUUUCAUCUAUUCAUUAUGCCCAGUCGUUAAAUAAUCCCUGCAGAUACUACGGUGACAACAGUUUAACAGCUCCAAUGCCAAAACGCAACUCAGAGCUGAUUAAUUCGCUUUUAAGUCUACCAAAGAAUAUGAACGAUGCUGGCAAAUAAUUCUUCUGAUAUAUUACUAUUGUUCCAUGAGCGCUCUUGUUAUUCGACUCAGCUGUCGAGAGUAAUGUACAUUAUCCCUAACUACUAAAUAUUUAAUUAUACUUAUUGUAUGUAGAUGCAAAAUAUCAAUUAGUUUUUAUGUAUUUUGGUUUUGAUUUUAACAAACAUGUUCAAUAAAAAUGCAUUCACACUGUAAA